Molecule: messenger RNA, 1890 nt
Organism: Cavenderia fasciculata
Lineage: Eukaryota; Evosea; Eumycetozoa; Acytosteliales; Cavenderiaceae
Exons: 4
Coding region: 1-1890 (629 amino acids)
Biological process (GO): transmembrane transport; oligopeptide transport
Cellular component (GO): membrane
Molecular function (GO): dipeptide transmembrane transporter activity
Source: RefSeq, a predicted model, not a curated record
AUGGCGAUUGAAGAAAAACAUGGCUCUCCAGGUCGUGCCUUGGCAGAGGUACCAAAUGGAGAAGUUUUAAUUCCACAUGAAAAAGAAGCAAUGUAUAAUCAAGAGAUGGCAAAAUACGAUAAACAACAACAACUAGAAGAAUAUACAUCCACUCCAACCAUCUCUGAAAUUUCAAUCACUGAAACCAUAUCGGAAUCUGAUGAAGCAGAAUUUGAAGAAACCGAUUUUACUCUCCCACCUCAAAUGAAAUUUAUUAUGGGUAAUGAACUUUGUGAAAGAUUUUCAUAUUAUGGUUUAAAAACUAUUUUACAAAAGUUUUUAAUUGAUUUUAUGGGUUAUAAUCGUACAACUGCCACAAAUAUUAAUCAUGCAUUUAAUUUUACUGCUUAUGCUUUUCCAGUAUUGGGAGCAUGGUUAGCAGAUGAAAAAUUGGGAAAGUUUAAUACUAUUUUAUACUUUACUGGUGUGUAUGUAAUUGGAACAUUAUUCUUGACAUUUGCAGCUGUUCCAGCUAUCGUUGGAGAAGGUGCUACCAAAUCACCAUGGGCAUUGACAGUUGCAUUGUUACUUAUUUCUGUCGGUACUGGAGGUAUCAAACCAGUUGUAUCAACAUUUUGUGGAGACCAAGUAGACAUUCGUAGAAAGAAAUUGAUCCAAAAGAUUUUCAACAUCUUUUACUGGAUGAUCAACCUCGGUUCACUCUUUUCAACCCUUUUCAUCCCCAUUAUCCGUGACUAUGCUGGUUACUGGGUAGCAUUCCUCAUUCCUGCCUGUUUGAUGGGUGUCGCACUGUUACUCUAUACAAUUGGUAAAAAGUCCUAUGUCAACCGUCCCAUGCAAGGAAGUGUGUUUGUGCGAGUAUGUAAAGUAGUUGGAAGUGGAAUCAAAGAAAAGUUCAGAUCCAAGCGUGCUGGCUAUGACGACCGUUUCUAUGCUGACAGUUGGGUUGAUAGAGCCAAGGUAUCUCACGACCCUCGAUUCGUCGAUGCCACCAAAGCAGCACUCCGUGUAUGUCUUGUAUUCGUUCCCAUGCCCAUUUUCUGGGCAUUGUACACUCAAACCUCCACCAUUUGGGUCGACAGUGGUGAGAGAAUGAAUACCAGAUUUGGAUCAGUCAACAUUAGUGCCGAUAUGAUGCAAGCUGUCAAUCCAUUACUCAUCCUCAUUCUAGUACCAUUUUUCGAAUAUUGCAUUUAUCGUCCAAUUGCUAAAACUAGAUUUAACUUUUCACAACUUAGACGUAUGGUAGUUGGAAUGUGGUUAUGUGUGAUUGCAUUUUUAGUUGCUAUGAUUGUUGAAAUGAAGAUUCAAGAUGAAGGUAAUGGAAAAGUAUCGAUUGGAUGGCAAGUGAUUCAAUACUUUAUUUUGACGUGUGCUGAAAUCCUUGUAUCUAUUUCAUCGAUGGAAUUUGCCUAUGCACAAGCACCAGCAUCAAUGAAGAGUAUGGUUAUGGCUGUAUCUUUGCUAUCUACCUCUGUUGGACAGAUCUUUGUCAUUUUCGUCGUCAGUUUAAUCAAGAUAUCCGAUUGGAAGAUUUACCUCUUGUUUGCCUGUUUAAUGGCUGGAUUCAACUUUUUCUUUAUGUGGAUUGCCUAUAUCUACAAACCAAUCGACCCACGUCUCCUCCACUACAUGGAAAGUGCAUCAUCGAUGGGAAGUACCAUGGACGAAUCUGAAAUUAGAGAAAUCCGUGAACUUGACAACAUGCCAUCCGACAUUUCAAGUAACAUCAACAAUGACAUCCCAAUGAAACAAAAACGUGUAUCUACCAAUAUGAUGAAUGAAGACAUUAUCACCAAUGACUCGUCUCCAUCUCAAACCACUGUAGUUGGUGACACUGUUAACAGUAGUAGUAAUAGUCCAAGAGAUAUACUUAAAAAGUCCAAUUAA